Morchella sextelata is the source of this 966-nucleotide messenger RNA. RefSeq lists its product as uncharacterized. The transcript has a single exon. Gene Ontology annotation, molecular function: protein binding. The record is from RefSeq and is a predicted model, not a curated record. The coding region runs from base 1 to 966 and encodes 321 amino acids. Lineage: Eukaryota; Fungi; Ascomycota; Pezizomycetes; Pezizales; Morchellaceae.
AUGUUGGCAGCUGCGUAUGGCCGGGAUUCUAUAAUAAAACUACUCCUUGACAAUGGCGCAACAACCUGUAGCCGCUGUUCUGACCCUAUGUUCAUGGCUAUUCAGGUGGGAAGUCUGGCAACUGUUAGGGCUCUUAUUGACAAUGGCGCCGAUUGUAAUUCGCAAGGCGCCACCUGGGUUCGGGCGCGCCGUUACAAUGACACCCAGGACUCGGGGAUAUUCUUCCAAAUGAAAAACCAAAACCUACUUCAGCAUGCGAUAUUGUCCAUGAUUUAUGACGGCGGUAGUGAGCAGGUCGUCAGUCUUCUUCUCGCUAAUGGUGCCAAGGUCAAAGGCCCAUUCCCCUUACCUGUAUUAAUGAAUCAUUCUCGCCGCGUGCCGCCUGAGCCACUUUCAUUAGGGGAAUUAGGGGAAACACCCUUGCAUAUAGCAGAAGUAGGUGGGUAUACUGGAAUUGUGCGGCGGCUUAUUGCUCUUGGAGCCGAUGUAAAUGCCGUUGCUUGGCCGAGCAUGCAUUAUGGCAGAACCCCGUUGGAGGUCGCGGCUUUUAAGGGAAAAAUGGCAGCGGUGCAACUGCUCCUUGACAACGGUGCUGAGAUAACGUCGAUGGGACCUAAGUAUAAUGGGAGCGCUGUGCACGCAGCCGCAGCUGGUGAGCAUGUGAGUCUAUUGCAGCAGCUCAUCUCCCUGUGUAGUGCUAUUGGCGUGAGCUCUAUCCUUGGAGAAGACCAUCCUCUGUAUUCGGCGGCACGUUGCGGGCGGAAGGACUGCGUGAAAGAGAUUGUGAAGCAAGAUUGUUUUGGCGCCAUCUUUUGGGACAAGUAUGGUCACUUUUGUAUGGCCCAGCGCCACAUGAAGUACUUUGACUGGGAGUCGUGGAUGGGUCACACUUGGGAAGCAGAUCCCACCGAAGAGGGGGGUGGGAGAAAGGAGGUGGCGAGAUGGGUGAGAGCCGGUGGGAGCUAG